AUGGAACAAUCCAACGACAGCAUGGAGCAUGGCUUCAUCUUGGUGGGUUUCUCUGACCGGCCCCGACUGGAGAUGGUGCUUUUCAUCGUGAACUUCACCCUGUAUUCAGUGGCUGUGCUGGGCAAUUCAACCAUAAUCCUCGUGUGUAUAUUAGACCCUCGACUUCACACGCCCAUGUAUUUCUUCCUGGCAAAUCUUUCCUUCCUGGACCUCUGCUUCAGUACCAGUUGCAUCCCACAGAUGCUGGUGAACCUCUGGGGCCCAGACAAGACCAUCAGCUAUGCGGGCUGCGUGGUCCAGCUCUUCUCCUUCCUCUCAGUGGGGGGCAUCGAGUGCAUCCUGCUGGCCGUCAUGGCCUACGACCGCUAUGCCGCUGUGUGCAGACCCCUGCACUACACGGUCAUCAUGCACCCCCGGCUGUGCUUACAGCUGGUUGCUGUGGCUUGGGGCAGUGGGCUGGUCAAUGCCAUUGUCAUGUCCCCACUGACAAUGACUCUGUCCAAAUGUGGCCAGCGCCGAGUUAACCAUUUCCUCUGUGAGAUGCCAGCUCUGAUCAAGAUGGCUUGUGUAGACGCCCGUGCCGUGGAAAUGCUGGCCUUCGCCUUCGCUGUCCUCAUCGUCCUGCUGCCCCUGGCUCUCAUUCUUGUCUCCUAUGGCUACAUUGCCGCAGCCGUGCUGAGGAUCAAGUCAGCCGCCGGGAGGUGGAAGGCCUUCAACACCUGCAGCUUCCACCUCACAGUGGUCUCCCUGUUCUACGGGAGCAUCAUCUACAUGUACAUGCAGCCGGGAAACAGCUCUUCCCAAGACCAAGGCAAGUUCCUCACGCUCUUCUACAACCUGGUGACACCCAUGCUGAAUCCGCUCAUCUACACUUUAAGGAAUAAGGAGGUGAAGGGGGCCCUGAGGAAGGUUAUCGGGAGGCAGUAA
Octodon degus (degu) is the source of this 927-nucleotide messenger RNA. Its product is annotated as putative olfactory receptor 2W6. Lineage: Eukaryota; Metazoa; Chordata; Mammalia; Rodentia; Octodontidae. Gene Ontology annotation, cellular component: membrane. Gene Ontology annotation, molecular function: G protein-coupled receptor activity; olfactory receptor activity. Gene Ontology annotation, biological process: G protein-coupled receptor signaling pathway. The coding region runs from base 1 to 927 and encodes 308 amino acids. The transcript has a single exon. The record is from RefSeq and is a predicted model, not a curated record.